AUGGAGGAAAUCGCUGCACUUCGUCAUCUUGAGCUUUACGAAGCAGUUGUGCCCACGAGUGAGGUAUGCGGCCGCCUGAUUAAGCCGCGGGCGGAUUUAAUCAAUGCGACUCCACGAGAAACUCACCAAUAUGGUCCUCAUGAGCGUCACGAUCUGGACUUGUAUACGCCUUUAAAGGGAGGUUCAGAUCACGACAAAGGCAGCAACUCUCCACUUUUGGUGUUCCUGUAUGGUGGCGGAUUUGCGUCAGGAGACAAGCUCUUUGACUUGAUACCUGGAGACCUGGUGUACAAGAACCUGGGAUCGUUCUUCGCUGAAGAAUUAGGCUUCGACGUGGCUAUUGUCAACUACAGACUAUCAAAGCAUGGGAUCAGAUUCCCACGUGGCGCCGAGGACCUAGAUCUUGCCUUGAAGUGGCUUGAUCAACAUUAUAAACCUCGUGGCCCAAGAGAUCUGUACAUUAUGGGCAAUUCGGCCGGAGGUAUUCACCUGACAACGUGGCUCUUUCGACUAGAAUUCCGAGACAGCGUCAAUUUGUUUGUUUCGGGUACAGGUACUUUGACUCUGCGGACGGGUAUCCCACUGAGCUGCCCUUUCACAUGGCCUCAGUACGUGAUCGAUUCGAAAGUCGGAGACAGCGUCAAAGGCUACUACGGCGACGAACAGAAGGUUAAAGAGAAUGCGGCUUUGCUGCUGGUGGAGAAAGCUCUCAAAGACGCGCAACCAGACACAAAAUGGCCGAACAUUUUGACAAUCGUGAGUGAAAUGGACCCUGAUGACAUUCGAGAGUCCGGGAAACAAUUCACCGACUUGUGGAAAGCGUCCGGUCGGAAGGGUGAAUAUCACAUCUUGAAGGGACACAACCAUUUCACGACAGUCUGGGCAUUACGCGCUGGCGGCGAGAUCGAGAAGUGGGGAUAUGAUCUGGGUAAGUGGUUGCAAGACUUGAACCGAGCCUGA
Messenger RNA from Cladophialophora psammophila CBS 110553, 960 nucleotides. RefSeq lists its product as uncharacterized. Bases 1 to 960 code for a protein of 319 amino acids. The record is from RefSeq and is a predicted model, not a curated record. NCBI's taxonomy places the organism in Eukaryota, Fungi, Ascomycota, Eurotiomycetes, Chaetothyriales, Herpotrichiellaceae. The transcript has a single exon.